Molecule: messenger RNA, 1465 nt
Organism: Lytechinus variegatus (green sea urchin)
Lineage: Eukaryota; Metazoa; Echinodermata; Echinoidea; Temnopleuroida; Toxopneustidae
Product: sialidase-1-like
Exons: 3
Coding region: 6-1160 (384 amino acids)
Biological process (GO): ganglioside catabolic process; oligosaccharide catabolic process
Cellular component (GO): cytoplasm; lysosome; membrane
Molecular function (GO): exo-alpha-sialidase activity
Source: RefSeq, a predicted model, not a curated record
AGACCAUGGCAGAGCUUGCAUUGAACAUCCUACGACUUUUGUUCUUAAAAAUCUCAAUCUUAUUGUCAGUCACGUAUGCGAUAACCCCGUUUGUGUUAGAAGAGCAACUGCUGUGGGAAUCAUCGGACGAAGGCGAAGUUUCAACUUAUCGAAUUCCCAUCAUCAAGCAAAUGCCAAAUGGAGACCUCCUCGCCUUCAGCGAAGCGCGAAAAUACAGCUCCGCGGAUGCCGGGGCGAAGUUCAUCGCCAUGCGCCGCUCAUCAAACAGCGGGCAGUCGUGGGGACCGAGUGUUUAUAUUCUCAACGAUUAUAAAGUUCCAGACGGGUUAAAUCUUGGCACAGUCCUGGUUGACAGUAUAACAAACAACACCAUUUUGAUUCACACAUUCUGUGUUCAUUCAGUAUGCAAUGGCACUGGGCAAAAGCCAUCUGGAGUUUUCAUGGUGACGAGUCCAGACUUUGGGUACAGUUGGUCCGAGCCUGUGAAUUUAGGAGAGAAGAACCCAAAGCUAAUGGACCUACAUUUUGAUCCUGGGCCCGGUUAUGGGAUUCAGAAACAACACCCUCCUCACAAAGGCAGACUGGUUACCUGUGGACAUUCUAAUGAUGCAAACGGUGCAGAUGAACGGUCAAUGUUGUGCCUUCAUAGUGAUGAUGGUGGUGUAAUAUGGAAUAUAAGCAUGGGAUUGGCUGGUCUCCCAUACGGACAGACAAAGAAAACUGGAGACUUUGUACCAGGUGAAGUUCAGAUUGUUGAGUUGAAGAAUGGGACAAUCCUUGCCAAUGUGCGGAAUACCUACAGCUAUCACUGCAAGUGUCGCAUCCAAGCAAUGAGCUUUGAUGGUGGAUCUUCAUUCCCCACGACCUCAAUUCAACUGAAAGAAGAACUACUAGAUCCCAACGUCUGUGGGUCAAUCCUCAACUUCAAUGAUGAUCAGUAUAUAUUCUUCAGCAACGCGUACAGUAUCGUUUCUCGGAUCAACCUCACGCUUCACUGGAGCACGGACGCUGGGAGUACCUAUCCAAAUCUUUUGAAUAUUUAUGGAAAAGGUAGUGGAUAUUCAUGCCUAACUUAUGUUGAUGAAAAUCACAUAGCACUGGUUUAUGAAAAAGAUGAUAUAAAGUUUAUUUCAUAUGUAAGGAUCCAGCUUAAUCUCUAGUCCUAUCGUCAAGUUUUUAGAGCAACCAGUUUAAAUCAUGAAACAGAAUUCCUGUUGUACUAGUAUCUGAUUCUUAGUUGUGUUGAAUAUACAUUGCAAUACCAAAGAAAAUAUUGACUGAUGAAAGCUUGGUACUUGGUACCUCUACAAAUUUUCAAAUGAAAAUACACAACUCCAUCAAUUUAGACACGUGAUUUAUCAUGUUCAUGUUUUGAUUUUGGCAAUUAUUAUAUGAAUGAGACUCUGACAUAUUCAAUCCAUCUGGCGAACAUGGAUACUACGCCAUAGUCUAACUUCGAAGUAUU